UGUCAGACUAUCAUUCUUCCUCGUUAUGAUAUGUUGCAACAACUUCUAACAAAGUUAGCAGCCAACUAGUGCGUAAUCUAUUAUUUACAAGCCAAUUUCACACAGUUGACACUUGGCGAGUGUUAAUUUUGGACGCUGGAAUUAAGUUGUAGACAUGUGCAACACAGACUCAUUUCUGCUUCACACACAUAUAUGAACUUGUUUUUCUCCUGUGUUUGCAGGAACGCCAUCUCUAAGCAGUUCUGGUACCGUGAUGGUGCUGGUUGGUGAUGUGAAUGAUAAUAUUCCAUCAUUCAGCUCAAUGUCUUUCCACACAACUAUUCCUGAAGAUGCAGCCACCGGAACAGACGUCCUGUUGCUCAACAGCUCAGAUGCUGAUGUAGGAUUCAAUGGCGUGAUAAGUUACAGUCUCAGUGGCGGGGACGGUCAAUUCUCCAUCAACCCAGCCACAGGUCUGAUCAUCACCAGCUCCUUGCUGGAUCGAGAGGCAAGGGCGAGUUACCAGCUGCUGGUGGUGGCAUCAGAUGGUGGACAGCCCACACCGCUAUCCAGCUCUGCCACAGUGUCUGUGGUUGUGGCCGACAUCAAUGAUAACCCUCCACGGUUUCACCAUCAUCCAUAUGUUACACACAUACCUGCUUCUACUUCCACAGGCUCACUGGUCUUUGCGGUCACAGUAACAGAUGAAGACACUGGUUCAAAUGCUCAACUUCACUAUUCGCUCACUGGACGCAAUUCAGAAAAGUUUAGGAUAGACCCCAUCAGAGGUGCCAUUACUGCAAAUGAAAAACUCACAGGGAGUUCAGAGGUCACCUUCACGGUCCAUGUAAAAGAUGGAGGCACCAACCCUAAAACAGACAGCACAACUGUUACAGUUCGCUUUGUUACUGGAGGAGACUUUCCCCAUAUUAGAAUCAAGGAGAAAGCCUUCACCUUCCCAGAAAACCAACCCACAAACACUGUUGUGACUAAGGUGACCGGAUCUUCACCCAGGGCAGGUUCUUUGUCAUUCUACAUUGCAAACGGAAACCUGGACAAUGCAUUCCACAUAGAUCAACUUUCAGGAGAGCUGUCUAUCAAAAAGCCUCUGGACUAUGAGAAUAUUGAGAAGUAUGUCUUGUGGAUAGAGGCCAGAGACCAAGGCUUUCCCCCUUAUUCAGCCUAUGAGAAAUUAGAGAUCGCAGUUCUGGACGUUAACGACAACCAUCCUACUUUUGAACAAGAACCUUUUCACGCUGAGAUUUUAGAAAACCUCCCACCCCAACGUGUGCUGAUAGUAUCAGCAUUUGACCAGGACAGUGGACCAAACGGGCAACUGGAAUAUGCCAUAAUUGAAGGCAACAAAGAAAACAGCUUCAGCAUCAACAGGGCAACUGGUGAAAUCCGCACAACACGACCACUGGAUCGAGAGAAGGUCUCUCAGUAUGCUUUGAGAGUAAAGGCGACGGAUAGAGGCAGCCCUCCUAAAAGCACGGCAGUCAAAGUCUUGAUCAGUGUGCUGGAUGUUAAUGAUAAUGCUCCCAGAUUCUCUAAAAUCUUCAGUGCCACUGUACCUGAAAAUGCACCAGUGGGCUUCACUGUGACUCAAGUAACCACCACCGAUGAAGACACAGGAGCUAACGCUAUAAGCCGAUACUCCAUUAGCGAUGCAAGUCUUCCCUUCAUUAUCCACCCCAGCACAGGAGACAUCACCAUCAGUAGACCUCUAAACAGAGAGGACACAAACCACUACAUUGCCAAAGUCUCAGCACAUGAUUCCGGAUGGACUGUUAGCACAGAUGUCACAAUAUUUGUGACAGAUGUGAAUGAUAACACUCCGAGAUUUAGCAAGCCGUCAUAUUACCUGGACUAUCCUGAGCUGACAGAGGUCGGAUCCAUCGUGACUCAAGUCUCUGCCACAGAUCCUGACGAGGGUUUCAAUGGAAAAAUAUUUUACUUUAUCAGAUCUCAAACAGAGUACUUCCGAAUCAACUCCAGUUCUGGUGAGAUUUUCAUUAAACAGCAGCUCAGGUAUCAAAACUCCAGUGGCCACAGUAACAUCAAUGUAAACCGUCAUAGUUUCAUCGUCACCGCUUCAGACCGAGGCAUCAAGCCACUCAUGAGCGAAACCACAGUUAUCAUAAAUGUAGUUGACAGCAAUGAUAACCCACCCAAAUUUGAAUCUUCCUUUUACUUUACCCCUGUCACUAAAAGCGUAAAAGUUGGCACCAGACUCCUCAAAGUCACAGCCCAUGAUCACAAGGACUUUGGCCUGAACUCUGAAAUAGAGUAUGCGGUAUCUGGAGGCAACAGUUCCAGCAAGUUCCGCUUGGAUAAACAAACUGGAUUGGUCACAGUUGCGUCCUCACUCACAGCAGACACAAAUAAAGUUUACCUGCUUGAAAUAACAGCAAGUGACAGAGGGAACCCACCUCUGUCCGCUAAGACAACAGUCAAAAUAGCUGUUACAGAAGAGAACCAUCAUACUCCAGAGUUUUCACAGAACCAAGUAACAGUCACUGUGUCUGAAGGUCUGACUGUCGGCACAGCCAUCCGCACACUUUCAGCACGAGAUAAGGACAAGGACAAACAAAUGAAUGGCCUGGUUGUGUACAACAUCUCCUCAGGUAAUGACGAUGGCUUGUUUUCAAUUCACAGUCAAACAGGCGUUUUAUCCCUAGCAAAGCUGCUGGAUUAUGAGACAAAGCAGAAGCAUGAACUCAGAGUUUCUGCAACAGAUGGAGGGUGGAUUGCCAAGACAAGCUAUGUUACAGUUAAUGUCCUAGUGACUGAUGUAAAUGAUAACCCUCCUCUGUUCGACCCCGUGGAAUACUUCCCUGUCGUACAGGAAAAUGUCCCCAGUGGCACCACUGUGGUAAAAAUGAAUGCAACUGAUAAAGACUCAGGGCCAAAUGCCCUGAUGGCAUACAUCAUUCAGUCAUCAGACAGUGACUUGUUCAUAAUUGAUCCCAACACAGGAAUCAUCACCACACAAGGUUUCCUAGACUAUGAAGCUAAACAGGUGUAUCACCUGACCGUCAAAGCCUUUAAUGUUCCAGAUGAAGAACGUUGCAGCUUUGCAAAUGUUAAUAUUCAGCUAAAAGGUGCUAAUGAAUAUGUCCCUCGUUUUGUGUCAAAGCAGUACUACUUUGAGGUUUCAGAGGCAGCACCUAAAGGCACAGUCAUUGGAGAGGUGUUUGCGAGCGACAGAGACUUGGGAGAAGAUGGCAAAGUGUAUUACUUGAUUUUUGGAAGAAGCAGAAAAAGGGGUUUUAACAUUAAUAAAAAGACAGGUCAAAUCUAUGUCUCAGGACCGCUUGACCGUGAAAAAGAAGAAAAGAUUUCUCUUAAAGUCUUAGCUAAGAAUUCAGGAAGCAUAAGAGGGGCAGAUAUUGAUGAGGUGCUUGUAAACAUCACAAUUCUGGAUGCCAACGAUCCCCCUGUAUUCACCCAGGAGCUCUAUGAUGUUCAGGUGAAUGAAGGACUAUCCCCUGGAAGUCUGGUUACAUUCGUCAGUGCUGAGGAUUCAGAUUCUGUCCCUAGCUGGAGCAGAUUCACCUAUGCCAUCACUGCCAAUUAUGAAAAAGGUACCUUCACCAUCAACCCUCAGACAGGACAGGUGUCUGUGGCUUCAGAACUGGACCGGGAAACUGUCCCUGUGUACAACCUCACUGUCCUAGCAGUUGACUCUGGUUCUCCAGCUGCCACCGGCAGUGCCAUUUUAAUUGUGACCCUGGAGGAUAUUAAUGAUAAUGGACCAACUUUGGAGACUAAAAGUGGGGAAGUGAUGGAGAACCAGAGAGCAGGAACAUCCGUGAUGACGCUCAGUUCAAGUGAUCCAGAUCUUGCACCAAAUCAAGGACCAUUCUCCUAUAGCCUCGUUAGCACUGGAGCAGCAUCCAGCUACUUCACACUCAGUCCAACUGGAGAGCUGACCACCAGCCGGGAGAUAGACCGAGAGAAGAUAAGUGAUUUCUACCUCCCUGUGAUAAUCAAAGACUCUGGUAUUCCUCAGAUGUCCUCGACAGGAACUGUCCACAUCAAAGUCAAUGAUCAGAAUGAUAAUCCCUCAGAGUCUCGCUCCGCAGAAAUCUAUGUGCAUUAUUUUGGAAAUAUGUUCCCUGGAGGAUCACUGGGGGUGGUAAAGCCACAGGAUCCAGAUAUACAAGACACAUUCCACUGUUCUCUGACUCCACCAGUGGCUGUCCUCUUCAGCAUUCCCACAGGAACCUGUGACCUCCGCUCAAACAGUCGCUCCACAGAUGGCACAUUUGAUUUAUCGGUGCGUAGCAGCGAUGGUGUCCACGACGCUGUCAACAGCCAUGUCCGUGUUUUCUUUAUUGGAUUCAAUAAUGCCACAGUGGAAAACAGCAUCCUGAUACGAGUCGUCUCCCAAAGCACCAGCGACUUCCUUACUAAUCACUACCUCAGUUUCCUGCGCAUCGCCAAUUCACAGCUAGCUGGCUUGGGCACUGGAGUCCAGAUCUAUGGGGUAUUUGAACUAAACAACAGCACUUUCCUGAUGGCAGCUGUAAAGCGGGGUCACGGGCAGUAUGUCAAUCCGAGUGGAGUCGCCACUUUCUUCCAGAGCAUCAAAGAGAUUCUGCACAGACAAAAUGGAGUUAAGAUUGACUCUGUGGACUAUGAUCCCUGCUCCCACAAUCCGUGUCAAAAUGGGGGGAGCUGCAAGAGGCGGCUGGGUGUUGGUCCAGACAUGAAGACGGAGGAGAGUGUCCCGGUCAUCCUCGUCUCAAAUCGCCCCCUACAGCCAUACGCGUGUAACUGCAGGCCAGGUUAUGCCGGUGCCCUCUGCGAGACUGACAUCGAUGAGUGCCAGCCGACACCUUGCCACAAUGGAGGAACUUGCCAAAACCUGGUCGGUGGAUUCUCUUGCUCCUGUCCAGAAGGUUUCACUGGGAUGGCUUGUGAGAGGGACAUCAAUGAGUGCCUUUCGAACCCCUGCCAGAAUGGGGCACUAUGCCAGAAUUACCCCGGGGGCUUUAACUGCCUGUGCAAAUCUGGAUUUGCAGGGAAAGCCUGUGAGACCAUCAUCAAUUACUGUGAGUGUAACCCCUGUUUUAAUGGGGGUUCCUGCCAGAACCGGGUGGAAGGCUAUUACUGUCACUGUCCUUUUGGUGUGUUUGGAAAGCACUGUGAACUGAACAGCUACGGAUUUGAGGAGCUGUCUUUCAUGGAGUUCCCCAGCCUCGACCCUAACAACAACUACAUCUACAUCAAGUUUGCCACGUUGAAGGAAAACGCCCUGCUCUUGUACAAUCAUGACAACCAGACCGGCGACAAGGCGGAGUUCCUGGCCCUCGAGAUCUUAGAGGGCAGAAUGAGGUUUUCGUUUAACUUGGGGAGCGGCACAUACAAGCUCAUGACCACCAUCAGGAUCUCAGAUGGACAGUUCCACACGGUCAUCGCCAGGAGGGCAGGAAUGGCUGCGUCUCUCACUGUGGACCUGUGUGGAGAGGAACAGGAACCGGGAUACUGUGCCGUCAGCAAUGUGGCUGUUCAUACUGACUGGAUUCUGGAUGUCCAGCCGAACCGUCUGUCUGUUGGAGGCGUUCGCUCGAUUGAAGCCCUCCUGCAUCGUCGAGGUCAGGUGGCCACGCAUGACUUUGUGGGGUGCAUCAUGGAGUUUGCUGUCAAUGGACGUCCGCUGGAACCGUCUCAAGCUCUGGCUUCACACGGCAUCCUGGACAGAUGUCCAAGGUUAGAGGGUGUGUGUGUCGCCGAGCCCUGCAGACACGGUGGGACGUGUCUGGACAUGUGGUCAUCGCAGCAGUGCCAGUGUAUGGAGGGUUUCACUGGACACACCUGUGAGAAAUACAUCACUGCAGAUACGGCUCUGUCUCUGGACGGUUCGGGUCGUUUGGACUAUGGUUUGAGUCAGACUCGCAAGAGAGAUGUGUUGUUGGCACGAGCGCUGCAGGACCCCGGCCGACCCAUCCCAGAAUACAGCAGCUUGGAGCUGAAGUUCCGCACUCGCAGUGGCUCGGGAACGCUGCUGCACGCACAGGAGAGCUCCAACUACACCACCAUCAGGCUGAAGAACGGUCUGCUGCAGUACGUGUCUGACGCCGGUGUCGCUGGUAAGGUGGAGAGGAUUGUGGGAGAUGUUGUUCUGUCCGACGGUCAAUGGCACACACUCCUGCUUCAGAGAAACGGAUCAUCCACCGUUCUGCGGAUCGACGAGUCCAGCUCGAAAGUCAUUCUGCACAAUACACAGGACUUUGGAGGGAUCGAUGUCCACACACUGUCUCUCGGGGGCGUCCCAGCCCGACCAACACAACAGAAACUCAUCCCAGGUUUUGAUGGGUGUUAUGCCUAUGUGAAAUAUAACGGAGAGAUGCUCCCCUUCAGUGGUGAACACAGGACCGUCUCCAUCUCAAAGACUGAUCCUUCUGUGAAGAUCGGCUGUCGUGGCCCUAAUCUAUGUGAGAGUAGCCCAUGCUGGGACGGGCUGAUGUGCGUAAACCAGUGGUACACCUACCAAUGUGUCCCGCCGGGCGACUGCACCUCGAAUCCCUGCCAGCACGGUGGCAGUUGUGUGCCCGGCGCUCGUGGAGGCUUCACCUGUGCGUGUGAGGAGUCCUACACGGGCAGAGUCUGCGAGAGCCUGGUGGCCUGUCUCGGAGUCCGGUGUCCACAGGGUAACGAGUGUAAGCUGGGAGCCAAUGGAGGGUUCAUCUGUAGUCCAAGCCCCACCACCGAGGAGAUGGUUCUGCCCAUCUGGGCCGUUCCUGCAAUAGUAGGCAGCUGCGCGACUGUUUUGGCGUUGGUGGUUUUGAGUCUCAUCCUGUGCAACCACUGCAAGGGCCGCAAGAAUACCAAAGUGCCAAAGGAUGAGAAGAAAACAAAGGAAAAGAAGAAGAAAAAGAAAAAGAAAGGCAGUGAGAAUGUGGCGUUCGAUGAUCCGGACAACAUUCCGCCUUACGCAGACGAUAUGACAGUCCGAAAACAGCCAGAGGGAAACCCCAAACCUGACAUCAUAGAGCGAGAGAACCCUUACCUGAUCUACGAUGAAACCGACAUUCCGCACAACAACGAAACCAUUCCCAGCGCUCCCUGUGCUCCGUGUGCAGGACCAGAGGCAGAUAUGGAACACUACGACAUUGACAACGCCAGCAGCAUUGCUCCAUCAGAUGCAGACAUCAUCCAGCACUACAAACACUUCCGAAGCCAUACUCCCAAGUUUUCCAUUCAGCGCCACAGUCCACUGGGAUUUGCUCGCCAGUCCCCUCUUCCUCUAGGUGCCACAAGCUACACUUAUCAGCCGACCUACACCCAGGGGCUCCGCUCCACCCCUCUCAGCCAUUCAGCUUGCCCCACGCCCAAUCCCCUGUCCCGUCACAGCCCAGCACCCUUCAACAAGCCACCCUCCUUCUACCGCAACACUCCCACCCGUGAACUCAACUUGGCACGCCGUGAGGGAAGCCCUCUAGAUUUCCACGGCGAUGUGUGCCAGCCUGGUAUGUUCAACUAUGCCACCCGAUUGGGAAGGCGCAGCAAGAGCCCUCAAACCAUGGCGGGCCACGGCUCUCGGCCUGGGAGUCGUCUUAAACAGCCAAUCGAGCAGAUUCCCCUGGAGAGCGGCCCUCCUGUGGGGUUGUCCAUAGAGGAGGUGGAACGCCUCAACACACCUCGACCCAGGAAUCCCAGCAUCUGCAGCGCCGAUCACGGGCGCUCUUCAUCUGAGGAAGACUGCCGUCGACCGCUCUCACGUGUCAGGAACCCUGCGGAUGGCAUCCCUGCUCCGGAAUCCUCCUCCGAGAGCGACUCCCAUGACUCCUUCACCUGCUCGGAGAUGGAGUACGAUCGCGAGAAACCAGUUUCUUAUAGUUCUCGCAUGCCCAAGCUCUCGCAGGUCAACGAAUCGGACGCUGAUGAUGAGGAUCAUGGAGGGAGGAUGCGACAGAGGCGAUACUCCAGCCGACGUGCGGAGGGGGGGCCGGCAAGCGGCCACAACACUCUAUCAGAGUAUCAGCACCACACACUACCCCAUAAACUGGGACAAGGGUCCAAUAAUUUCAACUGGGACAACCUACUGAACUGGGGUCCGGGGUUCACCCACUACGUGGAUGUUUUUAAAGACUUAGCACUGCUACCAGAGAACUCUGCUGCUAAAGACAUUGAAAUGAAGAGUGGCGAUGGCUCCAUCACGAUUCUGAAUGAGGGCGAAACCGAGCAGUACGUAUGAGAAGCACUGAGUCCUUGGGCCUCAUUUAUAAAGCAUGCAUACACACAGAUUUGAUCUUAAAGUGUGCGUAUGCUUAAAUCCAUGCAAAUUCUUAUAUUUGUAAAAACCGCCUUAGCAUCACCUUAGGAUCUGAGCAGACGUACUUUUUCUUGUCGAAGUACUGCAGGUUUUUGGCAAAUGUAAGCUGUUCUUGCAGCUUGCUGUUCUAAAUGUAAGGAUUUGAAUGAUUACUGGUGAUUUUUUAUAUGUUAGUGUCAUUAAUUAGGAGUCGUUUACAAGGCAUAGAGCUGAAAACAUUCAGUUGUGCGCAAUCUGAUCAUUUGCGAUUAAGAUUUCACAUCGUCAGGUGUACACAUGUUUUCUGUGCCUACAUUCAUUCUAUGAAUCACACAUAUGCAUUUUUGUGAGAUGAUCACAAGGUCAAAUUAAGGAUGGUUUCUGUGCAACAUUUUAUAAAUGAGGCCCAUCUCUUCGCCUUCUGAGACUGGAGUCAGGAGCCAUGGUACACAUGAAAUACUGAUCAGUUAAGACGAACUUAAAUGCAGCAAGGCAGAGCACUGAUUGAAAAGACGAGCACCAAACACCCUUCACAGAGUGCACUACAGAAACACUAGGGGUUGCACUGACUAGUUGUUUGACUAGUCAUGGAUUAGGCAAAGGUGCAUCCCUGUGUAUGUGCAUGACAUUAUCUUCAUACAGUAUUGACCGAUUGUAUUUGUAAUUUAGUAAACCCAGGGCACAUUGCAAGUGAACCCCACUGGUGCUGUGUAAUGACUGAUUUUGUUAAAGUGUUGCAUUGAACAUAAACAGCAAAGACUGCUGAUGCCGGAUGGCGCAUUAUGAGUCACUUACGUUAAGAUAAACAGCCAUCCACUCACUAGUAAACGAAUAGUCGUGCAACCCCUUCCUACAAACACACAAUGUCUGGAAGAGGAAGCUGGGAGAGGUGUGGCACACAUAUGAAGUGAAUCAGUUCUGGUCCAUCUGUCUGUUCGGACUUGCUAAAAUAAAGUUUGUCAUAAUGAAGGGUCGUUGUGACCCUCCAGCGCUGCACCCCUAGAGUCUAAACUCUUUCCAUUUGGCAGAUUUUCCUGUGCGUUAGUGCCUCGACCUCUAGGAAGCACAUCCAUGAGCUCGGUGUGAAGAACAGGGACAUAUUUGGCCCCGGUUCUGCACGCUUCAGCCAAAAUCAAAAGAAAAGCUUUGGAAGCGUCCGCCAAGAAUGGAUGUUUCUCAUCCUGAAUAACUGGCUGCCGUCUAAAACAACAAAACCUCCAGAUAUGAGAUUAAUCAGGCUUCUGCCUUCUGGAUAUUUGAGGAUUUAUAUUUAGGAGCACGGACACUAUGACUUUGAACGGUGUAUUGCAGGUUUCGUACAAACACGCUUGACCUGUUUAACGCAACGCCCACCUGCUACGAGACUAUGAACUUGUGUACAUUUUGUAUUAAUAUGGAAGCUCUUGGAAGUUGAUGUUCUCUGUUGUUACAUGUUCUUUGUUGUUGUUGUUGUUUUUUUCAAUGUACUGUUUCUACUUUUUUACUGUUUAUUAACUUAAAGGUUCAUCAGCAUUUUUAUGGAUAUUUUUCAUAUGCUGGAAAUGAGGUUCUUACUUUCAGCGGAAGUAAGAUUGAACUUGUUAUUUUUUACAUUUGUUACUUAUGUAACAUCAGUAUUUUCCACUAUUUUGAUAAAACUAUAACAUAAAUGUCUGUGUAAAAGCCAAUAACAGAAUAAAAAAAAAUAUUUAUUUAAAAAACUUUUGAUGUGAUGAGACUAGACUGAAUGAAAGCUGGAUAUCAAAAUGAUAUUUUUUAACAAGUUUCAGUGCAUUUAACCAUAAAUUACUCCGAAAUGAGUUGAAUGAAACAUUCAAUAGCUCUCAGAGACUGAAAACGAGCACCGAUGCAGAACUUUAGUAAUAUUAAUUAAAAGGUGACAGCCACAUGUGUCAUGUGUAAUUGUUUUAUGAAUCUGUCCGUGUAACAAAAAAUAACUGAUGCUUUAAAUAUAGGUUCAAAAGGAGAGGUUUGAAAGUCUGUGUGACAAAUGUUAUGGCGACUGUAGCUUUAACACUUAUAAGUUAGGAUGUGUGUAAUUAAAAGAGACUUAUAUUUUGAAGAAUUGGGGAAACCAGGCACUGAAGAAUCAGCCAGAACGAGCAAAAGAUCUGCACCGCUGAACCUCUCUGAGCGGCGGAGCUCCUGAGGGAUCUUGCUCUCUGCUGUUGUUUACUAAAGCAACACACAGCUGAUUUUGCACAAACUUACAGGAAGCGACUGUGAAUAAACAAUCACACAUUCCAUUAAACAGCAUGCCUCUGAUGCUGCGGAGACGGUCUUGGACUGCGUUAAAACUGUGGCUGCGACUGGAGUUUUUCCUGUGGUUUUGAAGUUUUAACUAAUUUUAUGACAUUUAUAUUCAUGCAAAUCUAAGGUAACAUCUGCAACAAUAAUCUGAAGAAUGCAUCGUUUAAAGCCACUUAAUGAAUCACACCGGAUCACAGACGAUGUUUUCUCAGCAGCAGAAGUCUAAGUCUUAAAUAGCCAAAGAAGAAAUACACGAUAGUGU
Carassius auratus (goldfish) is the source of this 10754-nucleotide messenger RNA. RefSeq names its product protocadherin Fat 4-like. Gene Ontology annotation, cellular component: plasma membrane; catenin complex; adherens junction. Lineage: Eukaryota; Metazoa; Chordata; Actinopteri; Cypriniformes; Cyprinidae. The record is from RefSeq and is a predicted model, not a curated record. Bases 254 to 8185 code for a protein of 2643 amino acids. Gene Ontology annotation, molecular function: beta-catenin binding; cadherin binding; calcium ion binding. Gene Ontology annotation, biological process: calcium-dependent cell-cell adhesion; multicellular organism development; homophilic cell-cell adhesion. The transcript has 11 exons.